ACUCCCUCUUUGGGUGGUUGCAAUAUCCUGUUUGGUUUUCGGCUUCUAAGAAGAACAGUUGGUUUUCAGAGGAACCAGGUGUGGAGGAAAGGCAAGCUGUGAGCAGAGGCAACUGAGAACUUGUCCGCUGAUUGCAGAGCCCCUGCCAGGUUUCCAUGGCAUCUGAAUCUAUUAUGAAGGCCCCCAUUUGUUUAGUGGAAAACACGAAUGAGCAGCUGACAGUGAAUUCAAAAGCCUUAAGGAUUCUUGACAAGAUAUGUCAACCUGUGGUGGUGGUGGCCAUUGUAGGGAAGUUUCGUACGGGGAAAUCCUACCUGAUGAAUCAACUUGCAGGACAGAACCAUGGUUUCCCUCUGGGCUCCACAGUGAAGGCUGUAACCAAGGGCAUCUGGAUGUGGUGUGUGCCCCACCCCACCAAGCCAGACCACACCCUGGUCCUCCUGGACACUGAGGGCCUGGGUGAUGUGGAAAAGGGUGACUCUAAGAAUGACAACUGGAUCUUUGCCCUGGCUGUGCUUCUCAGCAGCACCUUUGUCUACAACAGCAUGGGUACCAUAGACCACCAGGCCCUGGAGCAGUUACACUAUGUGACUGAACUCACACAACUAAUCAGGGCAAAAUCUGACCCCACACCUGAUGAAGUAGAGGAUUCCACCGAGUUCGUUAGUUUCUUUCCAGACUUUGUUUGGACUGUGCGAGAUUUCGCACUGGAGCUGAAGUUGGAUGGACACCCCCUCACAGAAGAUGAGUACCUGGAGAAUGCCUUGAAGCUAAUUUCAGGAGAGAAUCAGAAAAUCCAAAAUUCCAACAUGUCUAGAGAGUGUAUCAGAUAUUUCUUUCCAAAACGAAAGUGCUUUGUCUUUGACCGGCCUACGAAUGACAGAAACCUAUUAUUCCAUAUUGAUAAAGUUUCACAAAAUCAACUGGAAAGGACUUUUGUGGUGCAGUCAAAAAACUUCUGUACCUAUGUCUACACCAAUGCCAAAACCAAGACCCUGAGAGGGGGAAUCGUUGUCACUGGAAAUCGGUUGGGGACUCUGGUGGAAACCUAUGUAAACGCCAUCAGCAAAGGAACCAUUCCUUGUUUGGAGAACGCGGUGACCACUCUGGCCCAGUGUGAGAACUCGGCAGCCCUGCAGAAGGCAGCCAACCACUACAGUGAGCAGAUGGCCCAGCGAGUGGAGUUCCCCACAGACACUCUCCAGGAGCUGCUGGAGGUGCACACAGCCUGUGAGAGGGAAGCCAUCGCAGUCUUCAUGGAGCACUCCUUCAAGGACGACAAGCAUGAGUUCCAGAAGAAGCUUGUUGACACAAUAGAGAGAAAGAAGGAAGCUUUCUUGCUGCAGAAUGAAGAGACAUCUGUCAAAUACUGCCAGGCUCAGCUGGAACAGCUUUCAGAGACCCUAAUGCAAAGCAUUACAAGAGGAGAGUUCUCUGUUCCUGGAGGCCACAGUCUCUACUUAGAAGCCAAGAAGAUGGUGGAACAGCAUUACAAGCUGGUGCCAAAGAAAGGAGUAAAGGCAAAGGAGGUCCUUCAGAGCUUCCUGCAGUCACAGUCUGCCAUAGAAAAAUUCAUUCUGCAGUCAGAUAAAGCCCUCACUGAUGGAGAGAAGGCCAUAGCAGCUGAGCGAGCCAAGAGGGAGGCAGCCGAGGAGGAACAGGAGCUGCUAAGACAGCAGCAGAAAGAGCAGCAAGAAAGGAUGGAGGCCCAAAAGACAAGCUUCCAGGAAAACAUGAUGCAGCUUAAAGAGAAGCUAGAGAGAGAAUUUGAGAACUUACUGAGAGAGCAGGAAAGAGUGCUGCAGCACAAGCUGAAGAUCCAAGAAGAACUGCUUAUGGAGGGAUUUAAAGAGAAAGCUCAGAGGUUAUAUAAAGAGAUAAAUCGACUAAAAGAAGAGAUUGAAACAUCUAAAAGGAAUACACCCUGGAUGAUGUCACAGGUGCUUGCUACAGCUGGCCCUAUUUUGCUUCAAGUACUCCCUGGGCCUACAAAAAUAAUCGGUGCAGGGAUCAUAGUAAGCACUACUAUUUUAGCUUUGAUUGAGGCCUUUCAGAAAGGAAUUAUGAAAUGAGGUAACCUGUAUUGUAAUAACAUAACAGUAGUCCGACUCUUUUAUGAAGUGUUUGGGUCAUAUUAAUUUCAUUCAAGAACAGUUUAAAAAUGAAAAAACUUUAUCAACAAUAUGAGAGAAAGGAUUUUUAUUGAAUUAAGAAAUGAGAACCAACUAAGAAAAUAUGGAAUGAUUUCUAAAAAAGAUUUAAGUCAAGCAAAAAGAGAUAAAUAGCAAUGUGAAGGAAACAUUUGUAAUUCAUGUUUUAGUAAUGAAGAUUAUUUAAGUUAUGAUGAAUUUUUAAGGGAAGUGACAAACAACUGCAUUAAGUAGAAAGAAACAUGAGAAAAAAAUUAACUUCAUUAAUAAAAAUGUUUGAAAUACAAUACUGUGAAGCUCAUAGUUUUGCCUUCUUAAUGGGUAACAAGAACAGUUUUAAUAAUACAUAUCAAAUGUAAAAAUACAUAUACCUCUGAUCUAGCAACUCCACAUAUAGGUAUUUCUCUUAUAUAUCUCUUGACCCAAUUGAAAAAUGAUAUGUGAAGUGGUUUAGUUAUUUCAGGAUCAUGAUAAUUACAAAAUACUGGAAGUAACUUCAAGUCCCUCUGUUAGACACU
Molecule: messenger RNA, 2668 nt
Organism: Sciurus carolinensis (gray squirrel)
Lineage: Eukaryota; Metazoa; Chordata; Mammalia; Rodentia; Sciuridae
Product: guanylate-binding protein 4-like
Exons: 11
Coding region: 156-2072 (638 amino acids)
Biological process (GO): defense response to Gram-positive bacterium; defense response to protozoan
Molecular function (GO): GTP binding; GTPase activity
Source: RefSeq, a predicted model, not a curated record